GCGCAUUAGAAGUUGCCUGAAGCUUGAGCCGUACUUUCGCGCUGCCAGGGAGUCAGGCGUCUCGCGAGGUUUGGGAAGUCUCGCGCAGGAUUGAGGGCGAAAUUUAAAACCGCGGAGGCAACAGAAGACUCCUGUAGAGAAGUUGGUAUCCAAAGAGAAGAACCUGGCAAAGUAACAAAGAUAAACACCAAUUCAAGGUCCUCUAAAGAGAGAAAAUGCUAUUCCUACUUCAACAUACAUAGUACUGCUGAUGGUCAGAAAUGGGGAGAUUAUGAUGUAGAUUACUGUAUAGACUGAAGCUAACAAGCCUAAUCAGUUAGAAGAGGAUAAACCUACUUAAAUUCAUUGUGACUAUAGUACGAGUGUCAAAGAAAAUGGAGACUGACACAGAUACAAUUUCACGUCUUCGGUGUCAGCUCAAAGAAGCCGAGGAGGAAAGAAGAAAAGCAGCACAAUAUGGCUUGAAGUUGGUGGAGAAUGAGAACUUGCUGCAGAAUCGGCUAGAUGAACUACAAAAUGAAAUGGUUGUCCUAACAGAGAAUUUUGAACAAGAAAAAUAUACUCUACAGAGAGAAGUAGAACUGAAGAACAGAAUGUUAGGAAGUUUGAAUCAUGAAUACGAGACUCUUAAACAGCAGCAAAAUGCACAACUGGAUGUUCUACGUGAACAACUGGAAAGGGCUCAAGGGCAAGAAAUGAAUGAACUUAAGAAUAAGGUGGAAAAACUGAAAUCAGAACUAGAUGAAGCACUGCUUAGUGAGAAACAACUGAAACACAAAGUAGAUCAUCUGAAGGACCUGUUGGCUUCUAAAUCAGAAGAACUGCGCCUGAUUUCAGAACGUGUCCAUGACACCAUGUCUUCAGAAGUGCUCAAUCUUCAGCUUGAGCUGCUGGCAGUUGAACAGGCAAAGGCAGACCUUGAAGAAAGUUUGCAUGAUAUACGGUACUCCAAAGAACAGUUGGAACUUGGAAACAGCAAUCUGACCAAUCGAGUGGCACGUUUUGAAGAAGAGAAAGAGGAGAGAGAAAAAGACCUUGUUUCAUACUGUAAUGCAUUAGAGAAAGCCCGUGAGAUGAACAGAGAUCUUCAGAUGCAACUUGACCAUGCAUUGCAACAGGCCUUGGAUCCUUCAAGUAAAGGCAAUUCUUUGUUUGCUGAGGUGGAAGACCGUAGAGCAGACAUGGAACGUUGUCUGAUCAGCACAAAAGUAAAAUAUCAAUUGUUACAAAAGCAGCAUACUUUCACUAGAGAACAGCUGCAGAGACUAAAGCUGCAGAUGGCCACGCUGUUGCGCAUGAAAGGUUCACAGGGCGAACAUGAUCAGCUUGAACGUUUGCAAAAUAUGCUUCAACAAAAGAAUGGUGAAAUAGAAGAACUGCUGAUGAAAAUGAAGCAACUAGAAAAAUCUGUGAAGGGAUCUGAAAAUUCAAGAGCAAUGAAACCUUCGAACACUUCAGAUGGUGUAGGUUUUGAAGAUGGGUAUUAUACUGAUUUGCUUCAGAUGAAACUCGAGAAUUCAGACAAAGAAAUAGAAAAUUUGAAAAGCGAAUUAUCUUUACAGCGAAUGAAGGCUUUGUUUGAAAGUCAGCGAGUCUUGGAAAUGGAACGAAAACUCCAUGCAAAUGAAAGACAACUUGAGACUUGUCAAAGUGAGAACAUACAUUUGCGUGUGUCGUUGGAUGAAUUGAAAAUCAAAUACGAACCUGAAGAGUUAAUGAGAGAUCCUGUCAGUCUUAAGAAGACACCAGUGGACAUUCUUUCGGAGAGUGUGAAUAGCAGAAUGUCUUCUUUUUGUGAAAAGUCUUGCAUGCUGUCUCAAAAGGAGGAAGCAAAACUAAGUGAUGCUGAUCUGAAGACUAUGCUUCAAGACGUAUCAAUAAAUACCAUUCCCUCUUUAGCAGUGGAAAAAGGAAAUGAUCAAGCUGGAAGGAAAAGAGUUAAAAUUACAGAGGAACAAAUUGACAGGACAGCUUUAAAUAAGAAAGAUGGGAAUGAUAUUGGAGCAUCUCAUGACAACAGGUCAGUGUCUUCUCAUAUAUAUGCACGAGGCAAUCAGCACAGACCUGCAUCUUUGUUCUUCCGUUGCAUGAACUGUGUUAUCCACAUCUUCAUUUGCUUUCUCAGUAUUGCAUGCAGUGUAAUCCCCCAUUUCCAGCUGCCUAGUUUGAAAUUUUCAAAAUUCUUUAAAAAGCAGUCAAUUAAAGAGAUCAAAAAGGACUCAUAAAUCAUGAACUUCAGUCUUCCUUACAGUUGAAAGAUUUCCUUAACUUUUUAAAAUCAUUAUCUAACAGCUAUAUUACACUUUCUGUAUGUGUAAAUGAUUUGCUUAAUCACUGUACUGUCCUUUCAUGCUCAGUUUAAAUUAACAUGUAUUAUAAUGUAGGAUGAAUAUUUCAAUAAACUAUGGGCAGGAUUGACUUGAUGAAUAUAGUUAAAGGUAAAGGUUUUCCCCUGACGUUAAGUCCAGUCGUGUCCGACUCUGGGGGUUGGUGCUCAUUUCCAUUUCUAAGCCGAAGAGUCGGCAUUGUCCGUAGACACCUCCAAGGUCAUGUGGCCGGCAUGACUGCAUGGAGCGCCGUUACCUUCCUGCCGAAGCGGUACCUAUUGAUCUACUCACAUUUGCAUGUUUUCGAACUGUUAGGUUGGAAGGAGCUGGGGCUAACAGUGGCCGCUCAUUCCGCUCCCAGGAUUUGAACCUGGGACCUUUCGGUUUGCAAGUUCAGCAGCUCAGCGCUUUAACACACUGCGCCACCACCAGGGGCCCUUGAUGAAUAUAGGCCUCCAAAAUUCCAUUUGUAGAUUUCAAAGUACAUUAAAUGAAUGGAGGGGUUGAGAUAAGUAUCUAAUGUAUACUAAAGGGGCUUAAUGAAAUCAGUGGGAAGAGAGGUCAUAAGACAAGCAUUGCAUUUCUUGAAAUGGAAGAUGUUAAAGUCUCCCAGAGAUAUAGUUUAAUUAUAGAUUGGUUUUUCCUCCAGUGUUAUGUUGAGUUUGUGGUAAUCCUUUUAAGGAUUAGCAUCACGUAAUUUAUUUCCCCAGAGUUACUGUUAGUUUUGAAAUGUGCUGAUACAAACAAAGUAGAUUACUUUCCAGCCCCUCCCCCCUUUUUUGUUGUUGUUGUUGUUGUUUCUGGGUAGAUUGGUUGUUUAGGAUAGAUUGGCAAUAAAGGCCCUGCCUAGCAAUUACUUGGUGAUCCUGCUGAAUCGGUCUGGUUUGUAGCCUGAUAAUAAGUGCCUUUUAAAAAACUUAAGUCAGGCACAAAAAGUAGUAUACUAAAAUGAAACAAAUGUGUUUAGAAAUUAAUGGCUUUGAGUGAUGAAGAAAUAAUAGAGCUUUCCAAAGUCAAGGAAAUGUUUAUCCAGUAGCUAGAAAUGAAGGUUGCCUUACAGUGAGCAGAAGUACAGUGAGCAGAAGUGUAAAUUAAGUCAGUGUCUUCUGAAUUUGAUAAGAGUGUUUGCCAUACAUAGAUUUGGGUAUGUAAUUGUCUCAAGGUUUGAAAGUAGCAGUAGAAGCAACAUUAUCUAUAACAUUUUACUUUUGAGGCUAAUGAGAGGGGCAGCAAUGUUUUUUAUUAUGCUUUAUUAAAUAUUAAAUAGGUAAAGUGAGAUAAUUUUAAAGGAUUUUUAAAAAAUUACAAGUAAUUUGUUAAUAACUGCUAAUUAAUCCCUGGUAAAAUAUCAAGUAGUAAGUACUGUUGUUAACUGUUGUCCAGUUGGCUUUGACUGAUGGCAGCCCAUGAAGAAGAUACAUUCAAGUCAUCUGAUCCUCAACAGCUCUGCUCAGUUUUCACAGGCUCAUGGCCAUGGCUUCGAUAAUGGACUCUAUCCAUCUAAGCAGUCUUCCUUUUUCCUACUGCUUUCUACCUUAUCAAGCAAUAUUGUUCUUUCCAGUGAGUAAUGUCUUGUGAUGAUAUGGCUGAAGGACAGUCUAAUUUUCUUGGCUUCUAGGGAGAGUUCAGGCUUCAGUUGUUCUAGAACCCAUUUAUUUGUCUUUUUAGCAUCUCAUGGUAACCAUAUAACUCUUCUCUAUCACCAUAUUGCAAAUGAAUUUAUUUUCUUUGUAUUAUUUUUCUUCACUGUCCAGCUUCCACAACCAUAUAUAGAAAUGGGAAAUAUGAUGGCAUGGAGAGUCCUAACUUUUGGAUUCAAUGAUAUAUCUUGACAUUUCAAGAUCUUGUAGUUACUUCAUAGCUCCCAUUUGAAGUACUAGUCUUCUUCUGGUUUCAUGACUGCAGUCUCCAUUUUGAUUAAUACAUGACUCAUUUAUUGUGCAAAGGUUACAGGUAGUGCAAGUCCAUUAGAUUUUUAAAAAAUCAAUCUAAAUAUAUCAUGACAGCAAUUCAGAAAGCUUUAUUAUGGAUUUGGCUAUCAACAAAUCCAGAUCACAACUAUUCCUUUUGUAGACAAUUGAUGUAGGUUUACAGAGAAUUAAACUUGAGAUUAAUACAGUGAGCCCUUGGUAUCGACUGGAUUUGGGUACCUCCCAUGGAUACCAGUAUCUGUGUAUUCAAGUCCCAUUAUAUAUAAUGGUGUAUCAAAAGGUCAAUACUUAUAUUAAAUAAUGAAUAUCAAGAUUUGAAAUUUUAGAUUUUUCUCCCUGAAUAUUGUCAAGCUGUGGUUAGUUGACACAGUGGAUUCAGAACCCAUAGAUCUGGAGCCGUUUGAUUAACAUCUGCAAACAGAAUAGAACUAGACAAAUAACUAUUUCAAAUACAAAAGUGUAUUUACACAAAUUAUAAUGUUGGUAACUUUUAAAAGAACUACUUAAGAAACAAAACAAACAAGGACACACCUACACAAUAAGAAUAAAACUAACAAACUAACUGAAAGAAUAAUCUACAAACCUCUCACUGCAUGCUUAUUUUUACCUCUAUUUAGUCUGUUCCCUUUUAAUGUUGUUAUAUAAUCAAUUUUCUACAUUUAAUAACAUUGUAUUAAUUUCUAAAACCCACAAUAAACAAAUGGCCCCUCAUUAUUAUCACAAGUAAAUUAGUAAAUGCCAAUCUUGCUUGUAGUUAGGCAAAUAUUUCUCUUCAUCAGUUUAGUUAGUUCACCCAUAUCAACAGUUGCAUGAAUCUUCAUCAGCCAUUGUCAUCAUUCUUUGCCUUCCAUUCUCUAGGUAUGCAUUCCUCCUUCUUUUCUUUUCCCCUUUGAAUGUCAAUCUUAUUUCCCAAAUUCUCCCCAAUACAAUCCAUUGAUAAAGAAUCGUCACCAAUCUGCCACUUUGUAAGGUUCGCCACCACCCCUCUCUGAAGCUUUCUCUGACUGAUCUCAUAAGAAUCCUGUCAAUGGAUCUCAUUCACCACGUAACAAAGAUGUUUUAUAUGGAACUUAUGCAAGAUCAGCAGGAACUUGAGACAACUUGAAAUGGAUCACUUACAUCAGUGCAGAUCUUGUGCACCAAUGAUUUUCUUUUGCUGUUUGACCUCUGGGAAAGUCAUUACUUCCAGGACUUCUUCCUUAUUAUACUCUGAUUUUUCUAAAAUUUCUGACUGUUUUUGAUUCCCAAAUUUCAGUUUUACUAAUUUCUGAUUUCUCUGUGUUAGCAAGCCAGUCAAUUGGUCCAGCGAGAUAUGUAUCUUUUUAAAUUCCACUUACAGCUCUUUUUUAUCAGUCUUAGUUCAUUAAGGAUUUUAGUAGGCUUCAUUCCGAUUUUUUUGUGGAAUUCUAGUAAUCACUUACUGUAUUAAUCAUUGUGUUUGAACACACGGUGGCACUGUAGUACACUUUUAUUCCUCAAGGGGUUGCUAUGACUAACAAAGGAGAGAGUUCUGCCUCCAGAAUUUUAGGUAUUUACUUCCUGUGGACUAUUCACCCUGGGAACUUUCUUUUUGUUUGGCUUUAAAGAUACUAUUUUUAUAAGCAAAGCUUAACCCUUUGCUAAUUGCUAGGGCUGUCGCUAAUAAACACUGCAUUCUUUACUUUUAUUAUUAGCUUUUAAUGGCCUUGCUUGAUGUCUGUUAAAUUAUCUUGGGGAGAAGGGGGUCCUUGGCAGCAACUACAAUUUUUCUUGUUAGAUUCCUUUUAAAACUCUAAGCAAAGAGCUACUCACGAUCUUAGGCAUGUAGAAGGUCAUUCAUCUGAAAGGGAGAAUUCUUGAUUCAACAUGCAGGAGUGAAUCUCACAAGAUAGUAUCCCAUUGAUCUGUGCUGUGGGAACAGUAACCACUUACAGUGGAUAUCGUACUUGGGAUAUUGUGUGGUUUUUGGGCUGUAUGGUUGUGUUCUAGUAUCAUUUUCCCCUAACGUUUUGCCUGCAGCUGUGGCUGGCAUCUUCAGAGUAUCUGAUGGUAGUAAAGCAAGUGGUGUGUAUAUAUCUGUGGUAUGUCCAGGGUGGGAGGAAAGAAUCAUUGUCUGUUAAAGAAGUGCAACAUGUGCAAUUAGCAAGGAGAAAUGCUGUAAGAACAUGGCCAUACAGCCCGGAAACCACAUAGCACCCCUGUGAUUCUGUCACAAUUCAGCAAUACAUCGAUCUCCUCCUUCUUAACUCUGGUUGCUCUGUACCAUGGCAGAUGUCAAAACAAAUGCUUAACAAGUAUUAAAGAGCAUAAGUUGGAGCUUAUGUGAAGAAUAUCUGACCUUCCUGUAUCACAGAGGAAUUGCCACCACUCCUAAGAUGUCAUAAGCCACUGUGAUCAUAGCUGGUAGCAUCCCCCUUGAGAGCUUAACGGGGAGGCUGUUUUUCACUUCACGAUCCCGCCAAGACCCCAAAACUGGACAAAACCUUAGGCAUUUAAUAAAAUUAGUAUCCCUGAGUGCUUGCUUUCAAAUGGAACUUGUAUUCAAACCUAUGGUUUCACGUGAUAUACCUGAUAACUUGGUGCUUUCUAGUUUUAAGGAGGAAUCAUAAAGUUCAUUUUUUUAAAAAAAUGUUCUUCUGUAUGAGUGGAAUUGUAACUUUGGAACACUUCUCUAUUAAAGGCAAUAAAAGAACAGGAAACACUUAAAGAGAUGAAGCAUGUAAGUUUAGGUUUGUGGAUGUAUGUUUUGAGAUGUGAAUCAAAUGGAUGUUAAUCAUAUCUGAAGUGGGUCUUUGGGAAUGCAAAAAUUGUAAAGUGGAAGGGCACUGAUAGAAGGACUGACCAGAGGGCAUAACUGAUAGGAUUGUGAAGGAUGGAUAAAUAAAGAAAGAGUGUUGAGCAGCAUUUGAAAAAUUAUGAAGUGUAACAAAAAAAUAACAUUGUCUGCUAUUGUUGGGGUGACACCCCUGAUACAGGAUUGAAUCUACAUAGCUUUUUCUAGAUAAUAUGCACAAAAUAAAGGUGAUUCUUAAAUUCAGGUUGUAAUUUAGAAGUUAUUGUGCUUAAUACCACCAAUGAGGAAGCUGUUUCUUUGUGGAAGUAGAAUGUUGAGGUGAAAAAUGUCACAGAAGGGGCUAAGAAUGCUAAAUAUUAGAAGAAUUAGAACCAAAAAAGAAUUGACCCAAAGUUCUAAACUGCUCCUAUUAAAAACAUCACAUGUUCUUGCAGUAGUAGACAGCUAAGAUUUGCCAUGUUAAAAAUGGAUUAACUUCAUACAGAUAUAAUGUUUAUAUGUCCUAACUGCUAUGAUUAAAUUUCUAAAAUGCCUA
This is a messenger RNA of Anolis carolinensis (green anole), 7566 nucleotides long. It is a transcript of the gene spdl1, whose product is annotated as spindle apparatus coiled-coil protein 1. The record is from RefSeq and is a predicted model, not a curated record. Gene Ontology annotation, cellular component: outer kinetochore; spindle pole. NCBI's taxonomy places the organism in Eukaryota, Metazoa, Chordata, Lepidosauria, Squamata, Anolidae. The transcript is spliced from 13 exons. Gene Ontology annotation, biological process: mitotic metaphase chromosome alignment; establishment of mitotic spindle orientation; protein localization to kinetochore. Gene Ontology annotation, molecular function: kinetochore binding. The coding region runs from base 375 to 2225 and encodes 616 amino acids.